ACCGAGAAAAUUUGGAAGUCAAGGCUUUAAUCUACGCGGUGGCGGCCAUUGCUGGGCGGGUCGAAGCUUCCUAGGAUCCCCAACAAGCAAUCUCACACGCUCUCUCUUCGCUUUCCAAGAUCAAUAAAACCUGCAGAAAUCUCUCACGACCCUUCCCUCCAUCAUCAUCACCACCACCAUCACCAUCAUCGUCACCAUCUCUGUCUCUUUCUCUGCAUACUGUCCAUUGAACGCGUGGAGUGCGGCACUGUUCGAGACAGUAGGGGCCGAAUCCGAGGGAGUAGAAAAGCCUGUGGGACUCCGCCUCUUGUUGCUGCAGAGGCCGCCCACCCACCUCGUCUUCUUUUGCUGAACGAUCAGGUCUUUGAGAGAGAGAGAGAUGGGUAGUCAUGGGAAAUCAAGAAAGGCCAUGAUCACCGUGCUCUGCUGGGUCUCGGUGUGCGCCGCUCUUCAGGGCUGUUUCGCCGAUAUCCCUCACUUCGGGAAGAAGUCCGCCUCUCGCUCCGGCUCCUCCUUCGUCCUUCCGAUCUCCGGCAACGUUUACCCUCUUGGGUACUAUUCGGUGUCCGUCAGCAUUGGUCGCCCACCGAAGACUUUUGACCUGGACAUCGACACUGGCAGUGACCUAACUUGGGUUCAGUGUGAUGCUCCUUGUACUGGGUGCACUAAGCCUCGCGACAGUCUUUACAAGCCUAAUAACAACCUUGUGCAAUGUGAGAACCCUCUCUGCGCUGCCGUACAUACAUCUGGAAACCAACCAUGCAAGACCCCCAAUGAUCAAUGUGAUUAUGAGGUAGAAUAUGCAGACCAAGGUUCAUCUCUUGGUGUUCUUGUCAGUGACUAUAUCUCCCUAAAAUCAAUGAAUGGAUCUCUCCUCAAUCCUCGUCUGGCCUUUGGAUGUGGAUAUGAUCAACAUUUUCCUGGUCCUAUACCUCCUCCUGCCACUGCCGGUGUCCUUGGCCUCGGCAAUGGAAAAGCUAGCAUCCUCUCUCAAUUGAGUAGCCUCAACUUGAUACGCAACAUAUUAGGUCACUGUCUGAGUGCUCGAGGUGGAGGCUUCCUCUUCUUUGGAGACGAUGUCGUCCCUUCUUCAAAAAUUGCCUGGGUACCAUUGUCAGCUAGUUCAUCGGUCAAGCACUAUGCAGCAGGACCUGCGGGACUCUUAUACAAUAAUAAGCCUAUUGGUGUAAAUGGUCUUCAAGUGGUUUUUGACAGUGGGAGCUCCUACACUUAUUUUAAUCCUAAGGCUUAUCAAGCUGUGCUCAAUCAGGUAAGGGCAGAUUUGAAGGGAAAGCCUCUGAAAGAGACAGAUGAGGACAAGUCUCUUCCGAUCUGCUGGAAGGGAGCAAAACCUUUCAAGUCUGUGAAUGAGGUCAAGCACCAAUUUAAGCCUUUAGCGUUGAGCUUUACGAAAGGAAAUGCCCAACUUCAGUUGCUGCCCGAGGCUUAUCUCAUUGUCACAAAACUCGGUAAUGCGUGCUUGGGAAUUUUGAACGGUGGGCAAGUGAAGCUAGGAGAGCUCAAUGUAAUAGGAGACAUUUCCAUGCAAGAUAAAAUGGUGGUCUACGAUAAUGAAAAGAAGCAGAUUGGAUGGGUUUCGGCAAACUGUGACAGGCUUCCGAAUGCGGAUCGUGAUUAUAAUGGUGAUUUUUCUGAGCCUUAUGCAGCUGAUUUUGGUAUCUUAAGACAGUUGAGUCCAGCCACUUGCUUCCUCUGAAGAGCGGUCUCUGGCUGAUGAAGAACGUCUUAGGUAUAUGAGAGAGAGAGAGAGAGAGAGAGAGAGAGAGAGAGAGAGAGAGAGAGAGAGAGAGAGGUUACGGACUGUACAUGUAUUUUUUUGCAAAGAUAGGGAUUACAAAGAUUAUAUCCUUUGCCUGUCGUAAAUUCGCUGGUCCGCAGAUGUAAUUACCAUAAGCCCUAUAUUAGCAGGGGCAUACAUGUUUCUUGUUUACAGAAGAGCGCAGAACAUUAUGUUGCAAUCUACUGCCAAAAACAUCCUACUCA
This is a messenger RNA of Syzygium oleosum, 2004 nucleotides long. Its product is annotated as aspartic proteinase Asp1-like. The coding region runs from base 380 to 1717 and encodes 445 amino acids. The transcript is spliced from 9 exons. The record is from RefSeq and is a predicted model, not a curated record. Lineage: Eukaryota; Viridiplantae; Streptophyta; Magnoliopsida; Myrtales; Myrtaceae. Gene Ontology annotation, molecular function: aspartic-type endopeptidase activity. Gene Ontology annotation, biological process: proteolysis.